AUAACAUACUAUAGGAAGAAUCUUAGAAAGGAAAUUCAGGAAACCUCUGGUGUUCCAUCGAAAAGUGUCCAAGCGUCGAAACCAGCUCAGGUUCAAGAUCCCAUUGUUUCAAAGGAGAGUCUUGAAGAAAAGUCUGGGAACAUAAAAAAUGAUGAAAUGAGCUCAGAGAAGGUUGAAACUUCAGGAGGUAAUGAGGUGCUGAAAGAUCCUCAAGAAGAUGCAGAAUUGUCUCAAAAGUCUGAUACUGAAGAGGGACAGACGAAAACUGACAACUAUGAUACCACUCUGGAUAUGCCAAUCCCUCUGAGAAAGGGAACCAGGUCAUGUACAAAAUACCCUUUGCAUAGUUUUCUGACCUAUAAUAACUUAUCUCCUGGUUUUAAGGCUUUUACUACUCAGCUAGAUGCUCUAACAAUACCUACCAGUGUACAUGCGGCCAUAGAAGUUCCCGAGUGGAAAGCAGCAAUAAUGGAGGAAAUGAGAGCUCUUGAGGCAAAUAAGACUUGGGAGUUAGUAGCUCUCCCUAGAGGUCACAAAACAGUUGGUUGCAAAUGGGUGUUCACAGUGAAGUAUAAGUUUGACGGAACACUCGAAAGGUAUAAAGCCAGGUUAGUUGCUAAAGGGUUCACUUAGACGUAUGGGAUUGAUUAUUCAGAAACUUUUUCCCUAGUGGCUAAGU
Messenger RNA from Benincasa hispida (wax gourd), 679 nucleotides. The record is from RefSeq and is a predicted model, not a curated record. Lineage: Eukaryota; Viridiplantae; Streptophyta; Magnoliopsida; Cucurbitales; Cucurbitaceae.